Molecule: messenger RNA, 3159 nt
Organism: Anarrhichthys ocellatus (wolf-eel)
Lineage: Eukaryota; Metazoa; Chordata; Actinopteri; Perciformes; Anarhichadidae
Gene: atpaf1
Product: ATP synthase mitochondrial F1 complex assembly factor 1
Exons: 9
Coding region: 1-936 (311 amino acids)
Biological process (GO): mitochondrial proton-transporting ATP synthase complex assembly
Cellular component (GO): mitochondrion
Source: RefSeq, a predicted model, not a curated record
AUGCUGGACGGAGGCGAUGGAAAGAUGGCGGCGGCCAUUGUACAAAUGGCAUGUUUGUACCGAGGGAUGUUAGCGGUCAGGGCCACCGGCAUCAGAACGCUGAUCCCCGGGCUGGUCCCGGCGCAGUUCCGGGCCUUCUCGGUGCGGAAGGAGCCAGAACUGGAGGAGAACCCGUACUUCAGCAAGUACCAGGACAAAAUCCAGAAGCUGCGCAGCGCCAAACCACAGGAGUACAAGGCCCGACUUGAGAACCGGCACGAGGCCAAGAAGGAUGUGCUGGGACACUCGAAGCAAGCGGAGUUCAUCGGGCUCAUGGAGCAGGAGUUGGAGAAAAAGGACAAGAUGGCUGCCAGCGGCAGAGCGUCAGGAGGUUUCACAAAGAACAAGACACUGGACUCUAUCCUCGACCUGGAGCUGAUCGGGGGCAUGACGGGCGAGGAGAUCUCUGAGCUUUGGAUGAAUUAUUAUUCGAGCAAAGACACGAUCAGCGCCGUCAUCCCGACACCGAUGUACGAGGUGAUGUUGAGCAGAUCAAAGUCGUGCCGUGCGUUCCUCUACGCUUUGCCUCAGAGGGAGGGCUACGAGUUCUUCUUGGGUCAGUGGUCCGGACACGAGCUCCACUUCACCUCCCUCAUCAACGUCCAGAUGCAGGGCGAGAACGCUCCCAGUCAGCUGAUCCUCUACCACUACCCAGACCUGAAGGAUGAGAAGGGUGUGGUCCUCAUGACUGCUGAGCUGGACCCCAAGUUCAUUACCGUCCACCAGGCUCAGUGCUUGGCUAACCAGGUGCAGCUGUUCUACGGCACGCAGAGGCAGGAGACGUACCGAGUGGUAGAGACAUUUAACCACCGCCCUGCAGACUUCAAGCACAUGUUGGUGAUAGCGGAGCUGGAACAGAGCGGCUUGGGGUCGGCGGUGGUCCCCGGGGGAUCGUAGGGACGCCAACCAGCUCGCCUACAGUCGGAUUCCCAGGAACCGUCAUUUAAAGUGAUGGAGGGACAUGUGCUUCUUUGCUCAGCACGUCCCACGAACAUACACCCGUUCUUCAUACUGGAUAGCAGCGGUUAUGAUUCAGGCAAAAAAAUAAUUAAUUUAAAAGAGGAUCAGUAGCUUCUCAUGAACUCUGUCUGGGACUUGAUCAUCUGCUACACACCUUCAUUGUGCAUAUGUGUUGCCACAGGAUAGUGAUGAGGUAUUCAUCAGUUCUAUGAUAAAUAAAUCCCACUGGACCAGAAGGACAUUAUUUGCAUCGUAGCUAUCCCUGAAAACCCAUUGGAUGUUUAAUAAAUCACCUUACAAACCUUAAAAUCUUUGUAUCUGCUGUGUUUCAGUAAUAUGUACACACAACAGGACUGAAUCUUACACAGUAAUAUCCUAAUGAAGCCAGCAAUGUCAGCAAACCACUACUGCUAGUAACCAAUAACUAAAAAGUAGCAUUGUGAAGGAAUAAAUAAUCUAAUACAUUAUAUUUGUGUGUAAUAGACAUUUACUAUCAUUUUGAGGUAGUAGAGAGGGCUGAAUCACACUGAUGCAGCUGACAGUAGCUCAUUAUUCACUUUUAUUGUAUUUAUACAUGAAAACAAUACUGUGCAAAUCCCCAAAUGCAGUCAUUAAGGGAUGGUCGGAUAUUCAGUCAAAAAAACGCAAAUGAGAGGAAAACGUAUUCCUCUUCACAACAGUCGUGACAAAUAUUUACUCAGUCGCACAAAUACAUCGUUCAGAAAGCUGAAGAGGAAAGAGUGAACCAGCUUUUUCUUCGACUCACCAGAAAGUAACUUUGUGAUCACAACAUGAAUUUAAUGAUUAUGAGGAUUAAAAACAUCCUGCGCCUUUGCAAUUUUUUUGAGAUUGCAUCACGGCACAAUUACGUUGUGAUCAUGUGAAAACAUGAGAAAUCAUUAUUUGUCUCCUCUGGCUGUAUGUACUCAUCACAAUGGACCAUCAUGGCACAUACAUUGUUCAGAAAAGUAAAAAAAGACAGCAUUCGUUUUUCAACAUUAAUGUGCUACAAUUCCCACGUCUAGUUAUAUCAGAAUUUUACAAACAGUUCAAACAAUGUUAAUUAAAAGAAGAAAAAAACAAUCCAUGAACAUCUUCAUCUCUAGUUUUCUAAUAUUGGCUGACUGUAACAUACAGUACAGUGGUUGGACACCAUUAAGGACACAAUAGAUACAACACAAUACAAAAAUGCAACGCUUUGGACACCACAUGCUUUUCCUACAGUCUCCCAGUAUCACAUUUCAUUUAAAAAAAAACAAAAAACUCCCAACCUCUCACAUGUUCAUUAUUGAGACAUCAAGUCUGCAAUACAUUAACAGAUUUGUCCUUUUCAAUAUUCACAGUGCAUGAAAGUACCAAAACUACAAAACAAUGGAUCAAAACCUCUGAAGUGCCUUUAAUCAUCUAAAAAUAUCAACAAAAACAUUUCUCCAAGAACGGACCCAUCAUAGUAGAUGUACAAUGUACAGGAUCAGUAAUUAACCGAUUCAAAUCUGGAGCACUUAAGUGGUUGAACAGGACUGUUAUAUUUUUCUUCUGAGGUUACAGAAUACUGUAAGACACAAGAAAUAUGGAACUUGCUUUUACAACUUUACACUACACAUAUGUACGGUAAGGUUAACGUAAAUGAUGUAAGAAGAAUUAAGUGAAGGAGCUUUCAGUAAGAUGUUGCCAGCUGCGUCGCAACAUCGGCAAGCUGGGUGCAAUAAGACCUAAACGCUACGUUUGCUUUCAAGUGAGAAUCCUAAUUUGCUCGUCAUCACCUGUUUUUUAUUUUGUGUUAGUCUCAGUAGUUUGCUGAAAAAACUUCAAUGUAGUUCAGUAAUAUUAGAAAUGAUUCUUUGACUGUCUGUGGCUUGCUGUCUCAAAAUAAUUCUAUAGCAGCCUACAUCUAACAGUGUCUUUGCGUUCUGUCUCAACGCACCUUUUGUCUCCCAGGCAGCACACAGGAGUACAGCACACUCCUCAGACUCUGGAAAAUGAUCAUGGCAUCAAUAGCCAGGUCUUCACUCUUGAAAGGUAAAAUGUAUUAAACUACGUGUUAGUAGGUGUUCUAACCUGGUAUGUUUGCUUCCACAUAUUUGCUAAUCAACGAAGUUGGACAUUUGACUGAUGUAGCAAUAAAAAGAAGCCAGGAACAAUGUUACUGGACAAACCGUG